AUGUUAUUAUUGAUUCUCCUAACAGAGGAACUCCCAGUUCCUGCUGCUUUGUAUCCACUCAAUGGUCUACACGGGACACGUGACAUCGGUCCUAACAAAAACCCAGCGGGAAAACCAAACGGCGUACACCUUGCACCAGGCCCCUUUGGACAUCCUCAAGGCUCGUACAGGUUUUCUGGUAGCUUUUCCAGUUACAUCGAGAUACCCAACAAUGGCGGCCUGGACACAAGAUCAAUAACGAUUCUUGCCUGGAUUAACCACGAAAACGAAAACGGGCCGAUAGUAAACUACGGAGAGGAUGACUGGGGAUUUCACUUCUGGGUUGUAAAUGGAAGACUGUUUGGUCGACUAUCCGGUUCAAGCCCCUAUGCUAUUACGCCCUAUAAUCUUUCUAAAAACUGGCACUACGUUGGUACCUCUUAUAAUUUUUCAUCUGGCGUUGUAAAGCUUUGGAUAAACGGAUCUGAGGUGGCUCAGGAAAUAUCUGGAAGCGAAGAACAAAGUACCCAGUACAAUGUAAGGAUGGGAGCUAAAGACAGCACCACAGACCAAAGGUACUUAAAAGGUCGCAUCUACUGUCUUCAGAUUUACAACAAAUCACUCAGUCAACAGGAAAUCAUCGCUGUCCAGAACAGAACUUUGAACACAUGUGAGUACGGCGUUAGUAGCUUAAGCCUAUCAUAAUUACUAUUCUUUUUAUCCCGGAAGGUGCCUCUGGUAAUACUAUAUAUAAGGCAAAAAGCUUUUUCAGACUGGGCUGCAACGGUUUGGAACCAAAUUUUGAUGCUUGGUGCCACUUUCACUUUGUAAGAAUAGCUCUUGCUCCACUCGGUUUUGAUGUGAAUUUCCUUUUUAAAGGAGAAGUUUCAAACAGACUUUCUGUUGAAUUAAGGGGGUCUUAAAUGAAACAACUGACAGAAAAUCAACGCGUAAAGCAAAACGAGUUCUGUAACUAGCAGGAAGCUACCUAGCCAGAGCUAAGCUUGUUUUUGAAAGACGUCUGAAAGGGUGAAUAUCAGGGGCAAGAUAAUUCGCUGGAGCCAAGGUGUAGUAUAUCAUCAUCAUCAUCAUCAUCAGUAUUAUUAUUAUUAUUAUUAUUAUUAUUAUCAUCAUUAAUAUUAGUCUAUUAGUUGCUGUAUUACUGAGUAUCAGUAUUAGUAGUAGUAGUAGCAACCGCAGCAGCUCGAAGCAGCAUUAGCAGUAGAGAAGUAGCAGUUAUAGUUUGUUUUAGACAAUAAAACAAAAUUAAAAAGGGUAGUUUUUGUUGUUUCUAAAUUUAUAGAUCAAGAUUCAAUAUUCAUCUUUGGCCAUUUUGAAACUGUCACGGCGUCCGGACAACAGCAACAAGACGACCUAAUUAUCACAUACAAAGCCUCCACAGUGAUGGAAUGUUUGUUAUAUUGUUCCCGUUUCUGAGUGCAAGUCCGCUGCCAUUGAUAAAAGAAGCAUUGGCCAAAGGUCUAAAGGCUACUGCCAACUUUACAGGGCACCAUUUUUAGUGAGUCUGGAUACCACUGGACAUUUUAAAGAGAAAGAGUAUUGCAAUAAGAGAAAGCUGCUCUAAAACUGAGCUAAGUUCAACGCCUCCAAGUACAACGCCGGUCUCCUAACGUUUAGAACUACUUUGACUGGAGAUUACAUUUUUGUCUCGGGGGUUCUCCCUUAUAAAAACCAUAUGGGUAUGUGCCGCCCCAUCGGGUAGGGUUUUGGUGCCGUUUUGGUCUGAAAACGGCAUACACUUUGCCCAUUUUGGUCUGGAAUCGGGUUGGGUUUUCAAGGGAACUACGGGAGUGUAUGAACAUUUUUAUCGUUACAAUUCAAAAUGAGUAAGAAAGAAAGAGAAAUGUGCGAAUUCCAAAUAGGUUUGAAUAAUUUUUGUGUUUGCGAGCCUAAUCUAAGUAACGAUAAAAUAAUUUCUGCCUAAAGGCCAGGUCUGAAAACGUGUAUGGAUUUUAGAGGUCUAGUCUGAAAACGGGUGUGGUGGAUAGUUACAUUUUUUGGUAUGAAAUCUGGGCAGGAUUUGAAGAACCCGGCGGCACACCCCCACCAAGAAUUCCCAGGAGUACCCCCCUGGUUUUCGCUACAGUGGUUGACCUUCCAUUCAGGAGACACCCUCCGGACCAAGGCAAGUGUCCCAUGAAUAGAGAUGUCCCCUGAAUGGAAGUUGGGCUGAACUUUGUUAAUGAUUAACCAACAAAGAAAAUAUUAUUUAUCUUAUUCUACCUCAAAACUUGUUGCAGUCAUUCUUUCAAGCGGCUCGAUAAUGUAUGAAAACGUAUCUCCGCGAUGUUGCGCGUUGAAUUCCCACAAGUGCAAUACAUCGAUUUGAGUGAAAUAGUUCAUGUUAUGAAAGCUGUCAAAUGUAGUAGUUAAAAGGGAUGCAAAGUUCUAAACUAGGUCCAUAGAUUUUUAUCUGAAAGGGGACUAUUUAUUAAUAGAAGGUAUUAUGCAAGGGGUACCUUUCCCGUCAAAAAUGGAAUAUAGAGGGAAAGGGGUUGGACCCUCACAGGAUAAACAGCUUUGCAAAAGACGAUUUCGUUUUCCAAGUGACUAUUGCAGAAACUGUUGUGAUGCUUAUUGGUGGUUCUCACUGUCACGCUAUCAAAAAUAAAAAUGGAAACCUUUUAAUACAGAAAGUCUAGAAUCUGGGAAAUUAAAGAAGAUAAGUAUACAAAAAGCCUUGCCAAUAAUCAGGUCUGUGCACUAUUUCAUAUUCGAGAUAUUCGGAAAAACGUUUUAUCCAAGUUUUUAAGCUUUGUAUGGAAACGCCAUGUUUGUGUUCCAUUCAGGGGCACAAAUAUGGCCGCCUGAAACCAACAGAAACAUCUGUUGUUGAAUGUUCCUACGAGUGCGUGAAUUCUUCGCUUAAGGAACUCAUAAAGAUUAAGGAAAUAUUUAUUCUGAGACAAGGAAUGUUUUGGUAGCAAAAUCUCCCAAAAUCGGUUAUGUUUAUAACCCACAUAAGAACUUUCCUGGCCGUCAUCAGCUAAGUGCCGCGUCACGUAAAAGCCUGGAAAUUCAAGCGUCCUGUAUCGCAAAAUGAAGAACCCUUUUGAACCGAAAAUUUGUUUGUACAAAGGUUUUAAGGUUUUGUAAUACCACAUGAAAGUAGAAACUCAGAAGAAGCGAUAGUUUCUUGGUUUGAAUUUUAAUGACGUCAUAUGAAAACCAAGAAUAUAACGACCAAAAAAGAAACAGGCUUUGAGUUAAUACUAAUUCCCCCGGACUAAUUCGUAUGCCCAACGUAUCCAUGAUACCAAAAAAACAUUUACCUUAGCAAGCGUUAAAUGAGACGUUGUCUAUAGGUAGAGAUGCCAAGGUCCUAUUUCGACUCCUUUUUUUGCUGACCUACUAGCAAACUGAAUUUAUUUGAUCAGGUCAUUCCUGAAAUGUUUUAAAGCCAGUAGUGGCCUAGGAUUUGUUACACCUUGGUUAUGAUGUUAAGCUGAAUCAGCUCGUUUCCAAAAUUUAAUUCAAUUGGGUAGAAUAAUACACGAUGUAUAUCAAAAUCUAAUUUUAGAAAAAUACAUAAAAAUACAUAAACGAGAAAAAAGUGUUUUGUGGCAUAAAUAAUUGAUCAGUAGAAGAAUAAAGUUUUACAAAGUUUAUCUUAUUUUACUAAGUCUUCUACUGAGAUGGGAUUGUCCCUGUGUAGUUUGUUGACUUAGAUUUGCAUUCGUGAAAUGAAGGUAAUAAGUGCGGCGAGUAAAAACUUCGAAACUGUAUCAGUAACAGUACAUGAAAAUUUCUUUUAUGUAUUCAUCCCGACCCUUGAAGGUUAGGAGAUCAAACGCUACAACAGUGCCUCAAAUUGUUCGGCUGAAAUGACUUCAACUUUGUUGACACUGGCUUUUCAACUUCGGAUCAUUCUGAUUUUUUCAUGUCAAGGAAAAACAGGUAAGUUUCUAACCAGCCGAACUUCAACAGACCUACUCUUGACAAUUGUAGGUCACUCGUUAUUCAGAUUCUAUACUUAAUUCGCGCCAAACUUCUUAAAGCGACUUCCUUUAAAUUUCCAAAUAUUUCUUAUAUUUUAUUUAUUAGGUUCGGCAAAUAAAAAGUUUAACAUCUAAACUGGAUCUUUCGCUUCGGGCGUCGUACCAUUAAAUGUAGUUAUUUUCGACAAGCUUUUAACUUAAUUUGACUCUUACACUCGUAUUUAAAAAAUGUUAACUCAGAUUUUGGUGUUCAAACUCAGAUCGGAACUAUCAGAAAAUAGAUUUACAUAUUCUCUUUUCAAGGCAGCUGCUACAUGGGAAUGUUAUUAUCCAAGGAGGUAUGCGGAUACUUGAUUGAAAAGCGAAGCACCGUAACGCAAAAUUGCAAAUUCAUUCAAGAUAUGUCUACUUCUGUAGCUUUGUGUAACAAAUGAUGGAACAAGGUUAGAAUUCAUGGGCUACGGACAAACCAUAAACCCCUCUAAGCGUUAGCCUCAGUAAUAAGGACCACACCUGGCAAAGAAAAAUCUUUUCUGACCUCGAUGGGAUUCGAUGGAAUCUAUACAACUCGAGAUUGUAUGUAUCAAUGCGAACGUAGAUUAACAAACUUUGAUUAACUGCUUCAAAACUAUUGGUUAUCGUUAUGACAAAACACUCCACCAUUACAGAUGGAGUUAGAAGUGAAAAAAGUAAUAGGAAAUUGCGGAAACAUUAUACUACGGGUAGAGAAAAUGCAGAAGCAGUACCAUAAGAUAACAUCAGAAGUGGUUUUGUAAGUUUUUUACAACUCCAACACAACACAAGAUCAGGUUCGGACCAAAAGUAUAUGCCCAAACUUACAAGCGGGAUCGAGUCAAAGCAGACAACUUCCGGUCGAUCGUGUCAGGGAUGAUACCAGAACUUAAAAAUUAAUGAUGUUUUAAUGAUUCUUGGCGCGUGAUUGGGGUGUAUAAAUCAGGACCAAGGCAAAGUAACUGAGAAGAAAUAAAAGAUGCAUAUAAGAUCACAGUUCAGUGAUCCGUUUAUGACAAUAAGAUUUUGCGCGCAUUUUAUCUUCAAUCUUUGACUUUGUGGCCUCAUUGACUUUACUGUUUUCCGGCGAAAAGAACCGGGUAGCUAAAAAUGGUGACCGCGAUAAAAUUGACCGGGGAGGGGGGGGGUAAAGUGAUUUAUUAAUUGCGAUAUGAUUAAUUCUACUGGCAGACGAUCUUCCAGUUCCUACGGCCUUUUAUCCACUCAAUGCUCAACACUUGACACACGACCUAAGUGCUAACAAAAACCCAGCGGGAAAACCAAACGGCGUACACCUUGCACCAGGCCCCUUUGGACAUCCACAAGGCUCGUACCAGUUUUCUGGUAGCUCUACCAGUUACAUCGAGAUACCCAACAACGGAGGACUAGACACAAGAUACUCCGUAACAAUUCUUGCCUGGCUUAACCAAGAAAACGAUGAUGGACCGAUUGUUAACUUUGGAUCUGAUGUCUGGGGAUUUCACUUCUGGGUUGUAAAUGGUAGGUUGUUUGCUAGACCAUCAAGACGUGCAGAUAGAGCACAACAAAAAAAUGCUUUUUCUUCCAGCCUUUCUAGAACCUGGAACUAUGUUGGUACCUCUUACAAUUUUUCUGAAGUGGCUCAUGAGAUAUCCGGAAGCGCAGAACAAAAAACACAGUAUGAUGUAAGGAUGGGAGCAAAAGCAAGCGACCAAAGGUACUUAAAAGGUCGCAUCUGCUGUCUUCAGAUUUACAAUAAAUCGCUCAGUCAACAGGAAAUUAUUGCGGUCCAAAACAGAACUUUAAACACAUGUAAGUAUGACGUGUCAUAGUAAACUGCUGUAAAUGAAACCUGUGACUGGAUAGUACCUAGUCUCUUAAGUUGUCAUUUUCAGUCACUAUAAAGCGAGGUUAGUUAUUAGUCUUCUUUUCAUUUAACUUAUCAAAGGUCGAAUUAAAGCGUGGGAAGUGGAUGGCGGUUUAUAAGGCAAUACAACUGAAGUUUUGGGGUAAAUUUUUACUUUUUUUGCACGACUUGCUUGUGAUAUCAUUCCUUGGUCCUUGUACGAGUUUACUUAUAUGACUUGGUCCCUAUCAUGCUUUGCUUGCACAAGUAUCAUGUUCAAUAAGACAUAUAAGGUGUCGUCUUUGAAGAAGACAUCGAUCAAACCUCGGAGAGCCUGUACCAGGCGUUCAGAUAGUGGGGAGGGUUCGCCUAAAAUGAAGUGAGUAGGGAAAACAGCGAGGUGGCUCGGGCAACGGAAAAAGCCGGGCGAAUUUCUAAAACAUGAAUAUUUAUGGUAAAGCUGAUGACCCGAAUUAAAAUUACCCUAAAUUAAAAUUUUAAGGAAGCAAUCCCUUUAUUUUGUCAUUUGUAGAUCAAAGAUUUUUUCAACCAGUCUUCGUUGUCGGAGAACAGCUACAAAGCGAUGUCGUAAAAACGUCCAAAGCGUCUACAGUGAUGGAGUGUUUGUUACGCUGUUCUCGUAUGACCGAGUGUAA
This is a messenger RNA of Porites lobata, 6431 nucleotides long. The record is from the annotation of a GenBank genome assembly. NCBI's taxonomy places the organism in Eukaryota, Metazoa, Cnidaria, Anthozoa, Scleractinia, Poritidae.